This is a messenger RNA of Diplodia corticola, 1335 nucleotides long. RefSeq names its product acyl-dehydrogenase. Lineage: Eukaryota; Fungi; Ascomycota; Dothideomycetes; Botryosphaeriales; Botryosphaeriaceae. The record is from RefSeq and is a predicted model, not a curated record. The transcript has 4 exons. Gene Ontology annotation, cellular component: mitochondrion. Gene Ontology annotation, molecular function: acyl-CoA dehydrogenase activity; flavin adenine dinucleotide binding. The coding region runs from base 1 to 1335 and encodes 444 amino acids.
AUGCCUGCCUUGACCAAGAUCCUCCGCCCUGCCCUCCGCGCGACCUCCCUCGCCGCUCGCCCCGCCGCUCGUCGCGUUGCAGGCGUGCGCAUCGCUCCGCACAACAAUGCACGGAGCAUCUCCUCGACGUUACCCCGCCGCCUCGCCGCCGACGCGGUCGACAUCACGGACAUCCCGCCGACGCCGAUAACGCACCUGUCGGAGACGGAGGCGCUGAUGGCGGACUCGGUCAGCAAGUUCGCGCACGAGGUGGUGCUGCCGCGGGCGCGCGACAUGGACGAGGCCGAGGCGAUGGACCCGGCCGUGGUGGAGCAGUGCUUCGAGCAGGGGCUGAUGGGCAUCGAGAUCCCCGAGGAGUACGGCGGCGCCGGCAUGAACUUCACGGCGGGCAUCGUGGCCAUCGAGGAGCUGGCCCGCGUCGACCCGAGCGUGUCGGUCAUGGUGGACGUGCACAACACGUUGGUGAACACGGCGAUUUUGAAGUAUGGGAGCAAGGCGUCGCAGCAGAGGUGGCUGCCGCAGUUGGCGACUGGGACUGUUGGCUCCUUCUGUCUCUCCGAGCCCGUCUCCGGGUCGGACGCGUUCGCGCUCGCGACCAAGGCCGUCAAGACGGACAAGGGCUACCGCAUCUCGGGCAGCAAGAUGUGGAUCACCAACAGCAUGGAGGCCGGCUUCUUCAUCGUGUUCGCGAACCUCGACCCCAGCAAGGGGUACAAGGGCAUCACGGCCUUCAUCGUCGAGAGGGAGGACGCCGGCUUCUCCAUCGCCAAGAAGGAGAAGAAGCUGGGCAUCCGGGCGAGCAGCACGUGCGUCGUCAACUUCGAUGACGUCGAGGUGCCGGCGGACCGGCUGCUCGGCAAGGAGGGCGAGGGCUACAAGUACGCCAUUGGCCUGCUCAACGAGGGCCGCAUUGGCAUCGCCGCGCAGAUGACUGGGCUGGCCCUCGGAGCGUGGGAAAACGCCGCGAAAUACGCGUGGAACGAUCGCAAGCAGUUCGGGCAGCUCAUCGGAGAGUUCCAGGGCAUGCAGCACCAGAUGGCGCAGGCAUACACGGAGAUCCAGGCGGCGCGGGCCCUGGUGUUCAACGCGGCCCGCAAGAAGGAGGCGGGCGAGGACUUUGUGCGCGACGCGGCCAUGGCCAAGCUGUUCGCGUCGCAGGUCGCCGGCCGCGUGUCGGGCCAGGCGGUCGAGUGGAUGGGCGGCAUGGGCUUCGUGCGCGAAGGGCUCGCCGAGAAGUACUUCCGCGACAGCAAGAUUGGCGCCAUCUACGAGGGUACCAGCAAUAUCCAGCUGACGACGAUUGCGAAGUUGUUGCAGAAGGAGUAUACGUCGUAG